Molecule: messenger RNA, 9103 nt
Organism: Hippoglossus stenolepis (Pacific halibut)
Lineage: Eukaryota; Metazoa; Chordata; Actinopteri; Pleuronectiformes; Pleuronectidae
Gene: flncb
Product: filamin C, gamma b (actin binding protein 280)
Exons: 49
Coding region: 362-8674 (2770 amino acids)
Biological process (GO): actin cytoskeleton organization
Molecular function (GO): actin filament binding
Source: RefSeq, a predicted model, not a curated record
GCAGCUGUCCCGACUGUCCUCAGGCCGUUGAGCCGCCCACUGCCCGUCUCUGCCGGCCACAGAGCCCGAGAGAGUCCGGAGGAACACACCGCCCCUGUCUUCUCCUUCUUCUCCUUCUUCUUCUUCUCCUUCUCCUUCUUCUCCUUCUUCUUCUCCUCCUCCUCUCUCUGUUUUCUGAUCUCUCCUCCUGGAACUUAUCGUAACUUUGCGCACUGAUCCACUGACUCUGGAUCAGAUCUUAGACGCUUUACGCAAACUUUGGAGAAUAGUGUCCCUCCCCUGAGCUCCUCGUCUUCUCCUCCUCGUCUUCUCCUCCUCUCCCCUCUCUCCGCUCCGCGCUGUGUCCGGAGGAGGCGGCACCAUGAUGAGUAACAGCGGCUUCUUGGAGCCGCAGCUGCCGCCGCAGUUGUACCAAGGCCCCGCAGACACCGGGGAGGAGGAGGAGGAGAUGCCGGCCACGGAGAAGGACCUGGCGGAGGACGCUCCGUGGAAGAAGAUCCAGCAGAACACGUUCACGCGCUGGUGUAACGAGCACCUGAAGGUGAUGAACAAGCGGAUCAGCGACCUGCAGAAGGACCUGGGCGACGGGCUGAAGCUCAUCGGGCUGCUGGAGGUGCUGAGCCAGAAGAAGAUGUACCGGAAGUACCACAACAGACCCAACUUCAGGCAGAUGAAGCUGGAGAACGUGUCCGUGGCGCUGGAGUUCCUGGAGAGAGAGCACAUCAGGCUCGUGUCCAUCGACUCUAAAGCUAUCGUGGACGGGAACCUGAAGUUGAUCCUGGGUCUGAUCUGGACCCUGAUCCUCCACUACUCCAUCUCCAUGCCCAUGUGGGAGGACGAGGACGACGAGGACGCGAAGAAACUGACGCCAAAGCAGCGUCUGCUGGGCUGGAUCCAGAACAAGGUGCCUCAGCUCCCCAUCACCAACUUCCACCGAGACUGGAGGGACGGGAAGGCGCUCGGAGCACUGGUGGACAACUGUGCCCCCGGUUUGUGUCCGGACUGGGAAACAUGGGAUCCCAGUCAGCCGGUGGAGAACGCCAGAGAGGCCAUGCAGCAGGCGGACGACUGGCUCGGAGUUCCACAGGUGAUCGCUCCAGAGGAGAUUGUCGACCCAAACGUGGACGAGCACUCUGUGAUGACCUACCUGUCUCAGUUCCCUAAAGCCAAACUAAAGCCCGGCGCCCCCUUGAGGGCAAAGACUCUGCACCCGAAAAGAGCCAAAGCUUUCGGACCUGGUAUCGAACCUCGAGGGAACAUGGUUCUGAAACCAGCGGAGUUCCUGGUGGAGACGGUGGAGGCCGGACUGGGUGAGGUUCUGGUUUACGUGGAGGAUCCAGAGGGACAUACGGAGGAGGCUCGAGUCAUCCCCAACAACGACAAGAACAGAACCUACUCUGUGGUCUACCUGCCCAAAGUGGAGGGGCUUCAUAAGGUGAAGGUGCUGUUCGCUGGGCAGGACAUUGACAGAAGUCCCUUCAUCGUGAACGUUUCCAAGGCGAUGGGCGACCCGAGCAGAGUCCAGGCCCGCGGGCCGGGGCUGCAGACGAUGGGGAACGUGGCCAACAAGCCGACCUACUUUGACAUUUACACAGCAGGGGCGGGAGCCGGAGACGUGGGCGUCAUCAUCGUGGACUCUAACGGUCGCAGGGACACAGUGGAGAUUGUCCUGGAAAACAAAGGGGACAGUAUUUUCCGCUGCACCUAUGUCCCCGUCCUGGAGGGGGCGCACACCGUCUGCGUGACCUUUGCCGGGCAGCAGAUUCCCACAAGCCCUUUCACUGUCCACAUCUGUGAGGUUCCACAGAGCGCCCAACCUCCCGGCUCUCCGGUGCAGAUGGUACCUCAGUCCACUCGCACCCCUCCCUCAGACAAGACACGGAGAGCCCCCCCUCCAACGCCGCCCAAACCCAGGCGACCAACCUGCAACCCGAACGCCUGCCGAGCCUCAGGCCGCGGCCUGCAGCCAAAAGGUCUGAGGGUGAAAGAAGUGGCAGAUUUUAAAGUUUACACUAAAGGAGGCGGCAGCGGUGAACUCGAAGUCACCGUGAAGGGACCAAACGGUCUUGAGGAGCCGGUGAAGGUCCUGGAGGUGGAAAACUGUGUGUUUGAGUGUAAUUAUUAUCCCAUCAUGACGGGAAAAUACAUCGUCACCGUCACCUGGGGGGGACACAGCAUCCCACGCAGUCCGUUUGAAGUGCAGGUAGGUGAGGAGGCGGGGCCUCAGAAGGUGAGGGCCUGGGGCCCGGGGCUGGAGACUGGAUUGGUCGGGAAGAGUGCGGACUUUGUGGUGGAGGCCAUCGGGACGGAGGUGGGAACGCUCGGCUUCUCCAUCGAGGGCCCCUCGCAAGCCAAGAUCGAGUGUGACGAUAAAGGUGACGGAUCAUGUGACGUUCGUUACUGGCCGACUGAACCCGGCGACUUCGCCGUCCACGUCAUUUGUGACGACGAGGACAUCAAGGACAGUCCGUUCAUGGCUCACAUCCUCUCUGCUGCCAACGACAUCUUCCCAGAGAAGGUGAAAUGUUACGGUCCUGGUCUGGAGCCUCUCGGCUGCAUCGUCAACAAACCUGCUGACUUCACCAUCGAUGCUCACGGAGCCGGACGAGGAGAACUGAAGCUCUACGCUCAGGACGCCGAGGGUUUCCCCAUCGACAUACAGAUCACAGAAAAUGAGGACAGCACCUUCCUCUGCGUUUAUAUUCCCACUAAACCCAUCAAACACACCAUCAUCGUCACCUGGGGCGAAGUCAACGUCCCCAACAGCCCGUUCAGGGUGACGAUCGGUGAAGGCAGCCAUCCGGAGAACGUGAAGGUUUACGGUCCAGGCGUGGAGAAGACGGGACUGAAGGCCAACGAGCCGACGUACUUCACCGUGGACUGCAGCGAGGCCGGCCAGGGUGACGUCAGCAUCGGGAUCAAAUGUGCUCCAGGUGUGGUCGGACCUGCCGAGGCCGACAUCGACUUCGACAUCAUCAAGAACGACAACGACACGUUCACGGUGAAGUACAUGCCCCCGGGUCCCGGACAGUACACCAUCAUGGUCCUGUUCGCUGAUCAGGAAAUACCCAUCAGCCCCUUCAGAAUAAAGGUGGAUCCCUCCCAUGAUGCAGCUAAAGUCCGAGCAGAAGGACCUGGACUGAAUAAAACAGGUGUGGAGGUGGGGAAACCAACUCACUUCACCAUCUACACUAAAGGAGCAGGAAAAGCCAAACCCGAGGUUCAUUUCACUGCGGCCACUAAAGGUGAAGCCGUCAGAGACUUCGAGAUCAUCGACAACCACGACUACUCCUACACCGUCCGCUACACGGCCGUCCAGCAGGGCAACGUGUCCGUCACAGUUUGUCACGGAGGAGACCCCAUCCCUAAAAGUCCCUUUAACAUCAGUGUGGCGCCCCCUAUGGACCUGAACAAGGUCAAAGUUCAAGGGCUGAACAACAAGGUGGAUGUUGGGAAAGAUCAGGAGUUCACCAUCAGUACACGAGGAGCUGGAGGUCAGGGCAAACUGGAGGUCAAGAUCACCUCCCCGUCACGUCGACCAAUCCCCUGCAAGCUUGAGUCGGGCACAGCCAAUGAGCUUCACACAGUGAAAUACAUCCCCCCUGAGGAGGGGCCGUUCAGACUGGAUAUCUGCUAUGACGGACACCCCGUCCCAGGAAGUCCGUUCACUGUGGAGAGCGUGAUGCCGCCUGACCCGACCAAGGUGCGUGCCUAUGGUCUAGGUCUUCAGGGAGGCAUUGUGGGUAAACCCGCCCCCUUUGCCAUUGACACAAAGGGAGCGGGCACCGGCGGUUUGGGCCUGACGGUGGAGGGGCCGUGCGAAGCAAAGAUCGAAUGUCAGGACAACGGUGACGGCUCCUGUUCGGUCUCCUACCUGCCGACUGAGCCCGGUGAGUACGCCAUCAAUAUCCUGUUCGCUGACCAGCACAUCCCCGGCUCCCCCUUCAAGGCCGUGGUGCAUACCGCCUUCGAUCCCAGCAAGGUGACGGCGAGCGGCCCCGGCCUAGAGCGAGGCAAAGUCAACGAGGACGGAUCGUUCACGGUGGACUGCUCCAAAGCCGGAGAGGCGGAGCUCACCAUUGAGAUUAUCUCAGACUCUGGAGCCAAAGCUGAAGUUCACAUCCAGAACAACAGCGACGGGACGUACUCCAUCACCUACAUCCCACAGUUCCAGGGCACGUACGCCAUCACCAUCAAAUAUGGAGGACACGCCGUGCCCAAGUUCCCCGUCCGCCUGCAGGUGGAGCCGGCUGUCGACACCAGCGGAGUCAAGGUCCACGGACCUGGAGUCGAACCCAGAGGCGUCCUGAGGGAAGUGACCACACAUUUCAUCGUCGAUGCUCGGUCGCUCUACAAAAGUGGCAGUCAAAUCAAAACCUGCAUCUCCAACCCGUUAGGCGCCAACACAGACGCCUACAUAACCGACAAGGGCGACGGGACGUACAGGGUGGAGUACACGCCGUAUGAGGACGGUUUACAUCUGAUUGACGUCCUGUUCGACGACGUCUCUCUGCCGAAGAGUCCGUUCAGAGUGACGGUGACGGAGGGUUGUGAUCCCAGUCGAGUGCGAGCGUACGGUCCAGGUCUGGAGGAAGGACUGGUCAACAAACCGAACCGUUUCACCGUCGAGACCAGGGGAGCAGGCACCGGGGGUCUGGGUUUGGCCAUUGAGGGUCCGUCUGAGGCGAAGAUGUCGUGUAAAGACAACAAAGAUGGCAGCUGCAGCGUGGAGUACAUCCCCUUCACUCCUGGAGAGUACGACGUCAACAUCACGUUUGGAGGUCUCCCUAUCCAAGGAAGUCCUUUCAGGGUCCCGGUGCGAGAGCUGGUGGAUCCCAGUAAGGUGAGAUGUUCAGGUCCUGGACUGGGAAGUGGAGUCAGAGCUCACGUCUCCCAGACGUUCAUUGUCGACUGCAGCAAGGCCGGCGUCGCUCCGCUGGAGGUUCAGCUCUACGGUCCGACAGGUGUGACCGAACCCAUCAGCAUCAGCGACAACAGUGACGGGACUCACACGGUGAACUACACUCCUGCCAACGAUGGCCCGUACACGGUGUGUGUGAAGUACGCCGACCAGGAGGUUCCUCGCAGUCCGUUCAAGAUCAAGACGUUACCGGCUCACGAUGCCAGUAAAGUUCGAGCCAGCGGUCCCGGUCUGAACGCAUCAGGGGUCCCGGCCAGUCUGCCGGUGGAGUUCACCAUCGAUGCCCGGGACGCUGGAGAGGGACUGCUCACCGUCCAGAUCCUGGAUCCGGAGGGAAAACCUAAGAAGGCAAACAUCCGAGACAACCGGGACGGGACGUACACGGUGUCGUACGUCCCCGACAUGACGGGACGCUACACCAUCACCAUCAAAUACGGAGGAGACGAGAUACCGUACUCGCCGUACAGAAUCCACGCCUUGCCCACCGGGGACGCUAGCAAGUGUCUGGUCACAGUGUCGAUUGGAGGACACGGUCUGGGAUCAGGGAUCGGCCCGACCAUCCAGAUUGGCGAGGAGACCGUCAUCACCGUGGACGCAAAGGCUGCUGGGAAAGGUAAAGUCACCUGUAAGGUGUCGACUCCUGACGGAGCGGAGCUGGACGUGGACGUGGUGGAGAACGCAGACGGGACGUUUGAUAUCUACUACACGGCCCCGGAGCCGGGGAAGUACGUCAUCACCAUCCGGUUCGGAGGGGAACACAUUCCCAACAGCCCCUUCCACGUGGUGGCGAGUGACUCUGGUCCGUUAAUAGAGGAGCCAUGUGACCAGCUUCAGUUACAGCAGACGUUCUUUCCCUAUGUGGGAUUCUCCCCUCAAUGGGCGACCGAUGAUCCCAUCAGCCCCGUGGACGGGAUGGAGCCGGUGCUCCGCCCCUUCAGUCUCGUCAUUCCCUUCACGGUGCAGAAAGGAGAAAUCACAGGUGAGGUGCGAAUGCCGUCUGGUCGAACCGCCUGUCCUCACAUCACCGACAACAAGGACGGAACCGUCACCGUGAAAUACUCGCCAACUGAACGAGGUCUGCACGAGAUGGAAAUUAAAUACGACGGAAACCACAUCCCCGGAAGUCCUCUUCAGUUCUACGUUGAUGCCAUCAACAGUGGUCAUGUGACAGCGUACGGCCCCGGUCUGAGCCACGGCACCGUGAACCGACCGUCUACGUUCACGAUCGUCACUAAAGACGCCGGCGAAGGGGGUCUCUCUCUGGCGGUGGAGGGUCCGUCUAAAGCUGAGAUCAGCUGUAAAGACAACAAAGACGGGACGUGCACCGUGUCCUACCUGCCGACCGCACCUGGAGACUACAACAUCAUCGUCAAGUUUGACGACAAACACAUCCCCGGCAGUCCCUUCACCGCCAAGAUCACCGGCGACGACUCUAUGAGGACUUCUCAGCUCAACGUUGGCACGGCAACAGACGUUUCCUUGAAGAUCACGGAGACGGACCUGACCAGUCUGACGGCGACCAUCAGAGCGCCGUCUGGAAGCGAGGAGCCGUGUUUGCUGAAGAGGCUUCCGAACAGACACAUCGGGAUCUCGUUCACGCCAAAGGAAGUGGGCGAACAUGUGGUCAGCGUGAAGAAGAACGGGAAACAUGUGACCAACAGUCCCUUUAAGAUCAUGGUGGGUCAGUCUGAGAUCGGAGACGCCAGUAAGGUGAAGGUCUUGGGUCAGGGGCUGCUGGAGGGACACACCUUCGAGGUGUCCGAGUUCAUCGUGGACACCAGGAACGCAGGUUACGGAGGUCUGGGUCUGUCCAUCGAGGGUCCCAGUAAAGUGGACAUUAACUGUGAGGACGUGGAGGACGGAACCUGUAAAGUCACCUACUGUCCCACCGAACCUGGAAACUACAUCAUCAACAUCAAGUUCGCUGAUCAACACGUUCCAGGAAGUCCGUUCACAGUGAAGAUGUUUGGCGAGGGGCGGAUGAAGGAGAGCAUCACCAGGAAACGUCAGGCGCCCUCCAUCGCCACCGUCGGCAGCACCUGUGACCUCAACCUGAAAAUACCAGGGAACUGGUUUCAGAUGGUGUCGAACCAGGAGCAUCUGACGCGGACGUUCACCCGCAGCAGUCACACGUACACUCGCACCGAGAGGACGGAGAUCAGCAAAACCCGAGGAGGCGAGACGAAGAGGGAGGUCCGCGUGGAGGAGAGCACGCAGGUCGGAGAUCCCUUCAGGGAAGUGUUCGGAGACUUCCUGGGACGAGAGAGUCUGAGCGGGUUCAGCGGCAACAGACCGCCACUGCAGGACGGUGAGGCAGGUAACCAGGAAAUGACGGCUCAGGUGACGAGUCCCGGAGGAAAGACGGAGGAGGCGGAGAUCAUUAGAGGAGAGGACAGCACCUACAGCGUCCGGUUCAUCCCUCAGGAGAUGGGCCCUCACACCGUUAGUGUUAAAUACCGGGGCCAACACGUUCCCGGGAGCCCCUUCCAGUUCACUGUGGGGCCCCUGGGAGAGGGAGGGGCCCACAAGGUCCGAGCAGGAGGAACCGGACUGGACCGAGGAGUGGCCGGGAUCCCAGCUGAGUUCAGUAUCUGGACCAGAGAAGCCGGAGCUGGAGGUUUGUCCAUCGCUGUUGAAGGACCCAGUAAAGCUGAGAUCACGUUUGAAGACAGGAAGGACGGAUCCUGUGGCGUCGCCUACGUGGUUCAGGAACCUGGUGAUUAUGAGGUUUCUGUUAAAUUCAAUGACGAACACAUCCCAGAUUCUCCGUUCAUCGUCCCCGUCGCCACUUUGUCGGACGACGCUCGCCGCCUCACCAUCACCAGCCUGCAGGAAAUGGGUCUGAAGACGGGACAGGAAGCUUCGUUCUCUGUGCAGCUGAACGGAGCCAGAGGUCUGAUCGAUGCUAAGAUCCACUCGCCGUCAGGAGCCGUGGAGGAGUGUUACAUCACCGAGCUGGACAGUGAUCAACACGCCAUCAGGUUCGUCCCGAGAGAAAACGGCGUUCACUCCAUCGAUGUUCGUUUUAGCGGCAGCCACGUCCCCGGCAGCCCUUUCAAGAUCCGAGUGGGAGAACCAGGACAGGUCGGAGAUCCUGGUAUGGUGUCAGCCUUCGGACCGGGACUGGAGGGAGGAAUCACAGGUGUGGCGUCAGAGUUUAUCGUGAACACCUGUAACGCCGGCUCAGGAGCUCUGUCGGUGACCGUGGACGGACCGUCCAAAGUGAAGAUGGACUGUCAGGAAUGUGCUGAGGGCUACAAGGUCUCAUACACACCCAUGGCCCCCGGGAACUACCUGAUCUCCAUCAAGUAUGGAGGUGGUCACGUGGUCGGAAGUCCCUUCAAGGCCAAAGUCUCAGGACCUCGUCUGUCCGGCGGCCACAGUCUUCAUGAGAUGUCGUCCGUUCUCGUGGAAACCGUCACCAAGUCGUCAAUGAUGGGCGGGGCCUUCGCCUCUAUACCCAAAUUCUCCUCAGACGCCACUAAGGUCGUGUCCAGAGGAGCCGGCCUAUCGAAGGCCUUCGUCGGUCAGAAGAACGCGUUCACGGUCGACUGCACUAAAGCAGGAACCAACAUGCUGAUGGUCGGUGUCCACGGACCGAAGACGCCGUGUGAGGAGGUGUACGUCAAACACAUGGGCAACAGGACGUACAACGUCACAUACACGGUCAAAGAACAGGGCAGCUACAUCCUCAUCGUCAAGUGGGGGGACGAGAACGUCCCCGGGAGCCCGUUCCACGUCACUGUCCCCUGAACCUGGACUCGCCACGUCCGUCUCACAACGUCCACGAUGCACUGAGACUGUCUCACACUCAUUUACACUGUCCUGUUUACUGUUGCUAAGGCAACAGUUUUGCCUUAACUGUCUCUAUGGCUACGUUGUCAUUAUGAACCAGCAGCUCCGGUUGGUGUUGGCGUGAACAACGAGAACCUGCGUUAGCUUCAAACAACCGGAUCCUUUAUUUAUUCUCUGACGGUUUUUUUCUUUGACAGAAAUGGUCUUAUUGUGGAGGAGAAUCUUUGAGAAACAGAUUUUUGUUUUUUACCACAUGAGAAGUCGCUUUAAUGUGUGAAUGAUGAAAACAUCGUAUUUACAGAGUGAAGAAAUUUUCUAGUGAUUUUAUAUGAAUGAGUUUGAUUUGUUCAGUUUUCAGGAAGAAUUAAAGUUCUGCUGCUCGUCAAA